AUGACCACACUUUCUCCCCUUGUAAAGCUGACCUCUUGGCUGUUCAACAUACGUCGCAGCAAGACUACCACCACAAACAUGGCCGGUAUCACAGAGUUGUCCGAGCUGCAGCGCGCCGCUCUACAAGGCAUCCAAAUUGGCGACCUCAUCUACGUCGAGAAGGUCUUCGUACCAGUCUACAAUGGGGACGGCGAAGGCGACGAGGACAACGAGGAUGAUUCUGACUCGGAGAGCGAGGGUGGAGAGGGUGCUGAAGACAGUACUGAGCAGGCCGCAGGUGACGAAUCACAUGAUGGUGAGAAUGAGCAGAAUCAGGGCGACGAUGAGGACAGCAUCAGCCAGAGUGGCAACGAGAGCAGUGAUAGGAGUGUCGCCAACGCCUCGAGCCAUACAUCUCUCUCCGACAUCUCGGCCACACCACCACGGGUGUACGCCGUGUCGCACAUUACCACAGACACAAACGACAGCAUCGUCGACCUCCAGCUCUCUCACCUACAAUACUCGCACAAGACGUCCGCUGACGCUACUGGCCACACUUACCAGAUCUACGGCAAGAAGGUGGUUCACCAACAUCCACCUACAUGUGGCAAAGACUGCCCCAAUACUUCCCGCAUCAUUGACAUCGCCACCGACGAAACUUUCCGCCUUACUGUCAGGCCGACCGGAGAUGUCGUUCGCUACACCGAUCCCACCUUUCGCACUGCAAAUCCACAUACUCGCUGCAUUACCGGCUGUAUCAAUGGCUACCUCCAAAGCAUGCAAGAUCUGGUUGACAUGAUCGCCGACUACGACCCUCCCGUUCUCUCCACCGGUGUUUCGGUUCCCGCAUGGCUGCAGCCAACUGUGUGUCCGGUCUGCAUCGGCGAUGAACUCUGCAAGAAACAACAAGAACUGCAAGCCACAUUCCUGCUCACAGCUGUUCCAGAUGUGGGCGCCAUUGUCGAGUUCCUGGGCGACCUCAACCAGCGUCGCCGUUUCGAGCUUGGCUACAGCUUCCAGCAGUUCGAUGAGCGUGAAUGGGGUAUGCACUUCGAUGAUAUGCCGGAAGAGGACGAAGAGACCGACGACGACCGUGACGAUGACCACUACGAGCACUGGGCGGAAGCAAUGGAUCCCAGCAGCGUGAGCGUCCCAACACGACCGGCAUCUGCUACUACUAUCGCUGCUCUUCCACGCAAGACCUUUGCUACUGCUGGUCUGGCAGAGGGUACCCAGUGCCCGGUCUGCAUUGAAAAGAUCGAGGACGAGGCCGUGCUAACAGAGCUUCCGUGCGGCCACGUCCACUUCCACCAGGUCUGUAUCGCUACUUGGCUGCAGCAGUUCAACACUUGCCCAACUUGUCGCGAGCAGGUCCCGGAGGUAGCAGAGCCUGAGGUGGAGCAUGCUAAUGGGCAGGUGAAUCACACCAUCGACGGCGAGGACGUUGUCAUGUCUGAUGCGUAG
Fulvia fulva is the source of this 1443-nucleotide messenger RNA. RefSeq names its product E3 ubiquitin-protein ligase. Lineage: Eukaryota; Fungi; Ascomycota; Dothideomycetes; Mycosphaerellales; Mycosphaerellaceae. The transcript has 2 exons. The record is from RefSeq and is a predicted model, not a curated record. The coding region runs from base 1 to 1443 and encodes 480 amino acids.